AUGGUCAAGUUCUCAAUAUUUCUGACAAGCAAUCCAAAUUCCACGAUCCCCUCCGUCUACGGAGCUUUUGAAGCCUUCAAGCAGCCAGAAUGCCAAAUUGGCGAUGAUAUACGGCGUCAGAUGAUGCUACAGGACAAUCGUAAGUGGCUGCCAUCAAAUUUCAAGCAAAAGAGGAAAUUGAUUGCCUGGGUAGUCUCCAAUAUGAAUGCGGAGAAUCGUCGAAAACUGAUUGCGGCUCGGCUACGGCGAUGGGUUCCCAUGAAAGAAUUCGAGUUGCCGGCUUAUGCAAUUGAUAUCACAUAG
Molecule: messenger RNA, 303 nt
Organism: Dibothriocephalus latus
Lineage: Eukaryota; Metazoa; Platyhelminthes; Cestoda; Diphyllobothriidea; Diphyllobothriidae
Source: the annotation of a GenBank genome assembly